Chelmon rostratus (copperband butterflyfish) is the source of this 2577-nucleotide messenger RNA. Its product is annotated as vacuolar protein sorting-associated protein 4B-like. The record is from RefSeq and is a predicted model, not a curated record. Gene Ontology annotation, biological process: vacuole organization; endosomal transport. Gene Ontology annotation, molecular function: ATP hydrolysis activity; ATP binding. Lineage: Eukaryota; Metazoa; Chordata; Actinopteri; Chaetodontiformes; Chaetodontidae. The coding region runs from base 177 to 1490 and encodes 437 amino acids. The transcript has 11 exons.
ACCGCGGAAGUGACAGUCCAGCUUUUGUUGAUGCGGAAGAGACAAACUUUUAAGGAUGUUUUGCGAUUGAAGUUGUUCUCAAAUUAAACAUUAGUAGCAGCGGAAAAAAAGAGUUGGCGGGUUUACAGCUUUUUCUAAAACGACAGACUUAAGUUUAACCGACAUAUCAAAACCUAAUGGCUGGUGGUAAUUUACAGAAAGCUAUCGAUCUCGCUUCCAAAGCUACGAAGGAGGACAAAGCCCAGAACUACGAGGAGGCCCUCAGAUGUUAUCAGAGUGCAGUGCAAUACUUCCUUCAUGUUAUCAAGUAUGAGGUGCAGGGGGACCGAAGUGCACAGAGCAUCAGGGCCAAGUGUGCAGACUACCUGGACAGAGCCGAGGAGCUGAAGGAAUAUCUGAGGAAAAAGGAGAAGGGACCUCCGGCCAAACCUGUCAAAGAGUCCCAGUCUGAUGACAAAGGGAAUGAAAGUGGUGAUGGGGAGGACGAGGAGAAAAAGAAGUUCCAAAAUCAGCUCUUAGGUGCCAUUGUCAUGGAGAAGCCAAACAUUAAGUGGGACGAUGUGGCCGGACUUGAGGGAGCCAAAGAAGCCCUAAAAGAAGCUGUGAUCCUGCCCAUCAAAUUCCCUCACCUGUUCACAGGAAAGCGAACUCCUUGGCGGGGCAUCCUUCUGUUUGGCCCUCCAGGAACUGGGAAGUCCUACCUGGCCAAGGCGGUAGCCACAGAAGCCAACAAGUCCACCUUCUUCUCCAUCUCUUCCUCCGACCUUGUGUCCAAGUGGCUGGGGGAAAGUGAAAAGUUGGUAAAGAACCUGUUCUCGUUAGCCCGAGAACACAAGCCAUCGAUCAUUUUCAUCGAUGAGAUCGACUCCCUCUGCAGCUCCAGGAGUGACAACGAGAGCGAAGCGGCGCGCAGAAUCAAGACCGAGUUCCUCGUCCAGAUGCAGGGUGUUGGAAAUGAUAAUGAUGGGAUCCUGGUCCUGGGAGCCACAAAUAUACCCUGGACACUGGACUCAGCAAUCAGGAGAAGGUUUGAAAAGCGAAUCUACAUUCCUCUGCCCGAGGAGCACGCUCGCUCCUUCAUGUUCAGACUGCACCUGGGCUCCACGCCCAACGACCUGACAGAGGAGGACUUCGUCACUCUGGGCAAACGGACAGAGGCCUAUUCUGGAGCCGACAUCAGCAUUAUUGUUAGAGAUGCCCUCAUGCAGCCUGUCAGGAAGGUUCAGUCAGCCACACACUUCAAAAAGGUUCGGGGGUCAUCAUGCAACAAUCCUGGCGUUGUGGUGGAAGACCUCCUGACUCCGUGUUCGCCAGGUGAUCCCGACGCCAUAGAGAUGACGUGGAUUGACGUCCCUGGGGAGAAGCUUCUCGAGCCAGUCGUGUGCAUGGCUGACAUGAUGAGGUCGGUGACGAGCACCAAGCCGACAGUGAAUGAGCAGGACUUGGAGAAGCUGAAGAAGUUUACUGAGGAUUUUGGUCAAGAGGGCUAGCAACACUCAGGCUAGCUAGCAAUUAUUUUCACUGUCAGUUAAGCUUUUGAUUAUUCAAUUAAUCUUUUGGUCUAUAAAGCGUCUAAAAUGAUGGAAAAUGUUCAUUACAAGUUUCUGGAGCCCAAAGUUUUACUUGUCUGAAAGAUGCAAAGCAACAGAGAAGCAAGCUACUAUUACAGUUUUAGAUGAAGUUGCUGUAACAGCUGUUUGCCUUUAUGACUGGAAAAUGGACUAAAAUGAUUAAUCGAUUAUCAAAUUCUUAAUUGAUGACUUUUUUGUUGAUCAGUUAAUCAACUGUUUCAGCACUUUUUAGCACUAAUUUGUCAAUCCAGUGAAGCUCAUGUUUACACCUACACAUUUGUAAGGUUUCAUAUUUCUUUUACAUAAUGAUUUUAUUUUGGGUGUCUUAAGCCAAACUGAUUAUCUUUGUUUUUUCAAAGGAAAAUGUACAAUCUGUUUAAAAGUAUGUGCAGUAGUGAUGAUGCAACAGGUGGUAAAUGCACAUUUUCAACACAACAUCCUAAUAUAGUCUAUAUGACAGUUUUACGACACUUAAACACAAUCAGUUUAGGGGCUUUUGUAAUUGGGAAUUUAUACCAUAAAAUUUAUGAACACUUACUAUGUUUUAAACAUGUUUACUUUCGCUGGUUGUUUUUAUUUCACUACAUACAACAUUGUUAUCAGCUUCAAAAGGGCCUUUUGGGUUUGUAUUUACAAAAUUUUGCCAUUACAUAUAAAAUAUUGUAUAUUAUUGUAUUAUAUACAAUUAUGCUUUAAAAACUAUUUUUCUAAAUUCUGAUUAACUUUGGCCAGAGAGCUGUAUUUACUACGCUUCUGCAGUUUCAACUGUCAGGCUUUAGUUGUUGAUUACUGUAUGAAUUCCUUAUCGAUCCUGUCAAUAUAUAUCAGCUGUGUUGCCAUUGGGUUUGAAGUAUUUCUUUAUUAAAGAGUUUCUUUUGGGGUUUAAAGAGGUGUCUGGUUACAUAAAUAAAACUUGAAGUGGUCAUUUGCACGUUUGUUGUAUCCAACAUGACAUGUUCUGUCAACGGAAAUCUCAGGGUUAAAUAAACAACACAAAACCAAAAAA